AAUUAUGUCUUUUGCAUUCACCAACGAAACAAUGGUUGGCUCAGAUCUAGAGAGUGGCAUUCGCGCCCUCUGCCACAAUUCCCUCUUUUCAUUCACUCCACAACCCUUGUACUCCCUUCCUUUCUUUUCCUUCAGCUAUAUCUUUCCCAUGCAACUGUCUCAACUCCAUCGAACUCCACUCAUCGCCAUCUAUCCCUCACUCACUCACUUUCGACUCAUGACACCCUACAAACACAACAUCUAGAAGAGGAAAUCACCAUAAUUUUUGCGACUUUGAUGUCAUCACGCCAUCCACCUCAACCACCCGGAGCAUUCCCAGAAGACAGCGAGUUUGAAGAUAGUGUGCAAGUUUCCAUCUCGGAGAAGGAUUCGGAAACGGGCCCUGUAGAUCCAUCAAUGAGUAGACUGCAAAGCAAGUACAAUUAUGAGCGAUCACUACAGCGCGAGUAUCCUUUAAGCUCUUGUUCAACAAGAGUCUGGUUGGAGGAGGACUACUACUAUGAUGGCGGUACAGAUGGGGAUGAAGAGGAUAGGCAAUUGGAGUCUGACAAGAGGAAAACGCAAAUCACUGACGAAAGCCAGCCUCUUCGAACGAGCAGAACAAGUAGAACGUGCUAUGAUUCACGAACUAGUGGCGGUGGAAAUUCCCCCGUCACAAUUGAGACCAUUCUAGGCGACGGUUCAAGUGCAUUUGGGACGGAGGAAUCAGAGGCUUUGAGGAAAUCUCCGCCUGGUAGUAAAACCCAUCCGCGAUAUACUCGAAUUCAAUCCAGUGGACGAUUUGCCACGCCCGACCCUCUAAAACAGUAUAUGAGUGGAGCAAUAUAUCUUGAUAGUGGAGACGAAGCAGAAUUUGCGCACAGCUCAGCAUACAACUCUGCGACUACAAGCCGAAGAGGAUGGGUUCCCAGCAUCUUGCCCAGAAGCAGAAGCCACAAGCCAGGUUCAUUCUCGAGCGAGGAAGAAUCUGGUACGGAGACGGGUCCUUUCGUACAAUUUGAUGUUGAAAAUAGUGACGACGAAAGUCCUUUCCUGCCUCCUUCACGGGUCCAAGACCCAUAUCCUGUUAGAAGUACCACGAUAGAGACAGACGACCCCUCUGCCACCCGCCAGUCUGUAUUCAGAAGCUGGUUAAACAAACUCACUUCCUUCUUAUCAAGAAAUGCCGCGACUCCUACUCGUCAUACUCCCACCAUUACUACUACUCCUACUACUACAGUUCCUCCCCAAACGACUGCCCAAGUACUUCCCGACUUUACCACCACAACCACGACCGCCCCAGUGAGAAAGCCUAUCUGGGAGAUACUUGAUGGCGAAAAUGUGAACUUGACGGAACGGGGUUGGCAAUCAGUCAUCCAGCGAACCAUGGGCAGCCGGCACCCUUCUUUACAAAACUCAUUUGGCGGUACGAACCACCCAGGACCGAGUUUCUACCCUAAUUUUUCGCAAAAUCAACCUCCUUGGGACGCAACGAAUCCUUCCCAGUUCAGUCAAAGGGACCAACCUACUAUGGAAAACCUGAUUAGGUAUCACAUGAUGAUGCAAAUGCGUCAAGACGAUGGGGAUUAUGAAACGGAAGAUGGUCUAGGGUUUAGGUCGGGUAUGCGAUACGUCCCGAGCUCAGUUUUUACUCACCCUUCCGUCGCUAGUAAUGGGUUGGGAGGUAGUAGAAGGAUCGUCCGCUUACCAGAUGGACGAUAUGGUCCAUCAGCCUUUGGUCAAUUUACUGAAUCGAGUCAGGUACAGCCAACUUUCAUGCACAACGCAGCUCAGCAGCCUAACAAUACUUUCUGACAAACUAGUUAGCCAGGAGGGAUGGAUCCAAAUAGAUUGGCAUUCCUCAGAUAUCUCGCAAGUCAGGCUCAAGGAACAGGCAGGGGUCGAUCAACCCAUACUUUUAGAUUGCCUGUCGUCUUCUAAUGAUUCAACGUGGUACUGAAGAUGUUGAUUAAUAGUCAUGAAAUCUGCUUUCCUUCGUAUAGCUGCAGUUACCACGCGAUGCAUCACCCCGUGUUGC
This is a messenger RNA of Cryptococcus deneoformans JEC21, 2017 nucleotides long. Its product is annotated as expressed protein. Lineage: Eukaryota; Fungi; Basidiomycota; Tremellomycetes; Tremellales; Cryptococcaceae. The transcript is spliced from 4 exons. Bases 277 to 1794 code for a protein of 505 amino acids. The record is from RefSeq and is a predicted model, not a curated record.